UGUAUAUAUAUGCACAUUCAUAAAGCUCCCUCCUUUAUUUUAGCUCCUUAUUCUCAUUCUCCCUUUAUAUCUUCUCUCUUUCUCUAGCUAGUUGAUGUGAUUCUCCACUAUACACCUCCAAAAACCAAUUAACCUUUACAAAAGAGAGAAAGAUCAAGAACAAUGGUUUUUCCUUCAAUUCCAGUAUAUUUUGAUCCAUCCAACUGGCAGCAGCAACAAAAUCAUCAAUUUGGAGGUAGCAGCACAAGCCCUUUGCUUCAACCAGCUGCUUUACAACCUGCGCCACCACCUCCACCACCCCCACAGCCUCAUGCUGGUGGUGCCACUGGAUCAGUCCGGCCAGGCUCCAUGUCUGAAAGAGCCCGGUUAGCUAACAUACCCAUGCCAGAGGCUGCCAUGAAAUGCCCUCGAUGCGAUUCAACAAACACAAAAUUCUGCUAUUUCAACAACUAUAGUCUUUCCCAGCCAAGACACUUUUGUAAGACCUGCAGAAGGUACUGGACUAGAGGUGGCGCUCUGAGAACCGUUCCGGUGGGAGGUGGAUGCAGGAGAAAUAAAAGAAGCAAAUCUACUAGUUCAAAGUCUCCUGCCAGUAGUGACAGGCAAACCACCUCCAGCUCCACCAGUACUGUUUCCUCUAACAGUGGAUCGAUGGCUAAUAUAUUCGGCCUCAAUCCUCAAUUUCCACCUCUACGCUACAUGUCUCCUUUGACUCAAUUUGAUAACUAUACUAGUGGUGAUAUUGGCCUAAAUUAUAGUGGAAUUUCAGCUCCAAUGGUCGGGACAAGUGAGAUGAAUUAUCCUGUAGGAAGCAGUCUACUUGGUGGUGCUGGAGGCAGUAUUGGUGGAGGGGUGGCUAAUUCCCUUUUAUCAAGUGGUGCUGGAGUUGAGCAGUGGAGGUUGCAGCAAUUCCCUUUCUUGAGUAGUUUGGAUCCGUCUCCAGCCGGACUUUACCAAUUUCAAGGUGGCGUUGAGCAAUCAGGCUUUGUUGGUGAAACUAGUCAGGUGAGGCCUAAAUAUUCAAGUUCAAUUCUAACUCAGAUGGCAUCAGUAAAAAUGGAAGAUAACCCAGAGUUAAAUAUGCCAAGGCAUUUUUUGGGGAUGCCAGGAAAUGAUCAGUGGAGUGGUGCUGCCAAUUGGACAGAUCUUUCUAGUUUUAACUCUUCUUCAACAAGCAAUCAGUUAUAGAAAUUAUAUAGUUUCUUGAGUUUUUGAUCUGCAGUUCAUCGAAACGAGGCUUAAAAAGUGUUUUAUUCUUCAUGAUAAGAGAUCAUAUAUAUUGAAGAUCACUGAAAAGUUGGGCCGAAAACUUACACCUUAAUUGAGAGGUUUCAGGAUGGCAACUGGAUCGACUGAAAACCCUAGAAUUGGUAGGUUGUUGUUGUUUUUUUAUUUAUUUAUAUAUUUUUCUUUGUAGGUUUUCCUGUACUUCCUGAAAAAUGUUUCACAAUGGAGUAUGUUGAGUUGUUUUAGCUUUAUUUUAGACACUGAGGUCUAAGAAGCUGAUUUAAGGUUCAUUUUAUUUCUCAUAUUAUAUCAUCUUCUGUCCUAA
Messenger RNA from Olea europaea var. sylvestris, 1552 nucleotides. Its product is annotated as dof zinc finger protein DOF5.1-like. Bases 163 to 1188 code for a protein of 341 amino acids. Gene Ontology annotation, molecular function: DNA-binding transcription factor activity; DNA binding. Gene Ontology annotation, biological process: regulation of DNA-templated transcription. NCBI's taxonomy places the organism in Eukaryota, Viridiplantae, Streptophyta, Magnoliopsida, Lamiales, Oleaceae. The transcript is spliced from 2 exons. The record is from RefSeq and is a predicted model, not a curated record.